CUUAAUAAUAAACUAAUAAUUUAUCUGAAAAAAUGCAGAAUCACGAACGGAUUUUAACUAUAUUCUGUUUGAAAUUAGAAAAUCCGAAAUUAAAUAUUAUGAAAAAAAAAACCUUAAAAAUAGUGUGAGAAGUCACAGGGAGGAUGGAACAGUAGCGAAGCGAUCACGAGCGUCUCGCUCGAAACGGUGUUUUGCUGUUAUCUCUUUGCGCUUUCCUUCGCUUUCUAAAUUCUCACAUCAAACCCUUACCUUCCAAUCCCCAUUCCUCUUUCCUCUCUCCCUCUCCCAUUACAUACCAUUUUCUCAACCCUCACUUUCUCUUCUUCAUUCCCAUUACAUAUUUUUUUUCCUUUUCUCUCUCCCUUUCAAUUCAUUCCCAUCCAAAAUGGCCUCUCCAGCCACACCAGUCCUCCCUAUUACCAGUACCAAAUCCGCAGGCGCUGCCGCCGACGCCCCCGUCAAUGAAGUUCAGCCCCCACUACGUGCCUUCAUCUCCAAAGCCUCCGAUUCCCUCCGCCACAGCCUCUCCCAGCGCCGUCCAUGGGCCGAACUCCUCGACCGUACCGCAUUCUCUAAACCCGAGAACUUAUCCGAAGCCACCUUCCGCAUCCGCAAGAACUUCUCCUACUUCCGCGUCAAUUACUACGCCAUCGGCGCUCUCGCUCUCGCCGUUUCUCUCCUCACCAAUCCUAUCUCCCUCGUCAUCCUCUUUGGUCUUCUCGCCGCUUGGGUCUUCCUCUAUUUCUUCCGACCCGCCGAUCAGCCUUUGGUCCUUUUCGGUCGAAUCUUCACCGAUUUUGAAACCUUGGUCCUUCUCUGUGGUUUGACCCUGUGUGUCGUGUUUCUAACCAGUGUCGGGUCGGUUCUAGUGUCUUCAGCGAUGGUAGGUGUGGCCUUUGUUUGUGUUCAUGGCGCCUUGAGGAUGCCAGAAGAUAUGUUCAUGGAAGCACAAGACAACUCCAAGCCCAAUGGGUAUGUCUCCUUUGUUCGUGGAGCCGCCGCAGUUAACGCUGCUAUUGUCGCCACCGCCACAUCUCCGGCCCCCUCACGAUAGAUUGGGUGUACAGGAACUUUAACUUGAUUUUUCAGUUGAUGUUUUGAAAGAGAAUUAAGUGCAGAAUAAUUUUUUUUUUCCGAUGUCAAUGUUUUUAUAUGUUAUACAAGCACAUCGGGGAAAAGCAUGCGAUCUGUAUGGAUUUGAUGUCUCUUGAUUUUGCUUUUGUUUUGUGUAGGAUUUGUAUCUCUUCUAUGUGAUGUUUCUUUUA
Molecule: messenger RNA, 1265 nt
Organism: Prosopis cineraria
Lineage: Eukaryota; Viridiplantae; Streptophyta; Magnoliopsida; Fabales; Fabaceae
Product: PRA1 family protein B3-like
Exons: 1
Coding region: 386-1054 (222 amino acids)
Biological process (GO): vesicle-mediated transport
Cellular component (GO): Golgi apparatus; endoplasmic reticulum
Source: RefSeq, a predicted model, not a curated record